This is a messenger RNA of Aspergillus luchuensis, 645 nucleotides long. RefSeq lists its product as uncharacterized. NCBI's taxonomy places the organism in Eukaryota, Fungi, Ascomycota, Eurotiomycetes, Eurotiales, Aspergillaceae. The record is from RefSeq and is a predicted model, not a curated record. The coding region runs from base 1 to 645 and encodes 214 amino acids. The transcript is spliced from 3 exons.
AUGACACUCCCAUUAGGAGCCGUGCGGGUAGCUGUGGUCUCAUUCAUCGUGGGUCCCAUGGCUAUCAUCGCUGUGGCGCUCAGACUAUGGUCCAGAUAUCUACAGGGAAGAAAGCUGGCUGCAAAUGAUUACUUGGCAUUGGUGGCACUGGUACUGGCUGAAGCUGCUUUGUCCGUGUUUCUGGCAGCUGGUUUUGCUGCUGGCUUGGGAGUCCAUUUAGAUGAGCUCUUAGCAACAGCACCUGGAAAGUUUGCUCUGCACAUGAAGCUUUUCGUGCCUGCACAACUGCUGUGGGCAGCAGCGAACUCGUGUGUUAAGGCUUCGAUAUUGUACCUCUACAUCGACCUCUUUCCCAAUAAGGUCUUUUGCCGUUUGUGCUAUGGCACCCUCUUCGUCACUGCCGCAUAUUUCACCAUGGUACUGAUCGAAGCCUUCGCGCUUUGCAAACCGGUCCAAUAUAACUGGGAUAAAUCGAUUGAAGGACAUUGCACUGGUGAAAAUAUUGCUUAUCUCGUUGCUGGCAUUGUCAAUCUCACCAUUGACACUUUCAUUGUUGUUCUACCGAUGCCUCUGGUUUUCAACUUACAACUGAUUUUAUCAGAAAAGAUUGCCGUCUCUGCAAUGCUUAGCCUCGGGGCGUUGUAA